Molecule: messenger RNA, 1485 nt
Organism: Solanum dulcamara
Lineage: Eukaryota; Viridiplantae; Streptophyta; Magnoliopsida; Solanales; Solanaceae
Product: 3-ketoacyl-CoA synthase 20-like
Exons: 2
Coding region: 1-1485 (494 amino acids)
Biological process (GO): fatty acid biosynthetic process
Cellular component (GO): membrane
Molecular function (GO): acyltransferase activity, transferring groups other than amino-acyl groups
Source: RefSeq, a predicted model, not a curated record
AUGGCAGAAAAUGCUUCUCUCUUCUGCGUUAAAAACAUUAAACUUGGGUACCAUUAUCUUAUCUCCUACGCGGUUUACCUCUUUGUCAUUUCAUUAAUCCUUCCUUCUAUAGGAUUUCAUCUUCUUACUGUUAACAUCGAAAAUCUCAACAACCAAAUCCCUACGCCGAAAUCAUUGUCCAUUAUUUUUGUUGUUCUAUUUGUCGCGGCCCUCUACUUUAGGGGCCGUCCAAGAACCAUUUACUUGGUAGAUUUUUCAUGUUACAAGCCAGAUCCCACCGAUAUGAUGAGCAAAAAAGAUUUGCUAGAUAUAAUUACAUCAACAUUCGACAAGGAGAGUGCGGAUUUGCAGAAGAAAGUGUUAGAAAGAUGUGGAUAUAGUGACAUGACAUAUAUUCCAGAGGGCAUCAGAAUGUUACCAGACAAGUUAUUGACGUUUAAUAAUUCUAGGAAGGAAAUAGAGAAGGUUAUGUUUGGAGCCAUAGACGAUGUAUUAUCUAAAACUGGAGUGAAGGCACGUCAGAUUGGGAUAGUGAUAGUGAACAUUGGGGUCCACAAUCCAACACCUUCACUAUCCUCCAUGAUUGUUAACCGUUACAAGCUUGGAGUCCAUGUGCUCACUUAUAAUAUUAGUGGCAUGGGAUGUAGUGCUGGUCUCAUUUCUAUAGACCUUGCAAACCGGCUUUUGCAGACUCAAGUGAGUGGCUACGCAUUGGUAGUUAGCGCAGAAAGCAUCAAUGCUGGUUAUUAUCUAGGCAAGGAUCGAUCAAAACUUAUAACAAAUUGUCUUUUCCGUAUGGGGGCAGCCGCUAUUCUCCUCUCGAACCGCUUCUCAGACUAUCGACGUUCCAAAUAUAAACUCAAGCACGUCGUGCGUACUCAUAAAGGAGCCGAUGACAAGGCUUUCAGAAGCGUAUACCAAGAACAAGAUGAAGAUGGAAAUAUUGGCAUAUCACUCUCAAAAUCCCUAACAGUUGUAGCUGGAGAAACUCUCAAAUCUAAUGUAACAACUCUAGGGCCAUUGGUACUUCCUAUGUCCGAGCAAUUUCUUUUUUUCGCAUCGUUGAUUGUUAGAAAGAUUUUAAAAAUGAAGAAUAUUUUCAAGAAGCCAUAUAUCCCUGAUUUCAAGCUGGCUUUCGAACAUUUCUUUAUUCAUGCUGGAGGAAGAGCAGUAUUGGAUGAGAUGGAAAAGAAUCUUGACCUCACGAAAUGGCAUAUGGAGCCAUCAAGAAUGACACUUUACAGGUUCGGAAACACAUCAAGUAGUUCAUUGUGGUAUGAGUUGGCCUACUCUGAGGCCAAAGGGAGGAUAAAAAAGGGUGACAGAGCAUGGCAAAUUGGAUUUGGCUCAGGUUUCAAAUGUAACAGUGUUGUUUGGCAUGCCCUUAAAACUAUUAAUCCUAAGGAUCUGGAAAAAAAUCCUUGGAUUGAUGAGAUUCAAGACUUCCCAAUUCAUGUCCCCGCGAUGAUGCCUCUUUCUAGUUGA